AUGAACGAACAGCCCCCCGAGCACAUGCUAGUGCCAUCGAGUGAAGUGGAAAAUGCAUACUUCACAAGGUACCCCUGGUUACCAGAAAGCUUUUUCCGAGCAGUGACACUGCCUUCAAAUUCUGACUCUGAGUGCCAGCUUACGGGAAUAAAUCUAUACCGAGCGCCCCCAGGCGGAGGGUAUCACGCUUGCUUUGCCCCGAGGGAUAAAAAUCUCGCCCGGAUUUGUGGUACAGCGACUUCACCGCAAGGUUCCAAGCAACUUAUUUCCUUCUUCCCCGCAAAAGUCUUCAAGAAGACCGUGGCUGAGGGCAUUGCACCAACCGACAAGUGCACUGCGUUCCUUUUUCACGCUCAUUGCUGGGAAGUCAUGUGUCAUAUCCAGGGGAAAGAAUCAGUCGAGCAAAGACUUCCGCAUUUGAUGCGGACUAUAGACCAGUUUUGGAGUAGCAAGCCUCCUCCCAAACGUCGCAAGACUCUUUCCAAACGCCGUUACCAUUCGGAUUCGUCAGAGGAAGAUGAGUGGGGAAGGUCUGACACGUCAGAGGAAGAUGAGUUGGAAUGGUUUGACAUCGAUGACGCCGAUGUCGAUUUCUGGACCAAGGUAGAUUUUGACAUAGAAAACGAAAGAGACUACAGGUCCAUGGGUGCUUGGACGGAAAUCUAUACCAGUCCCUGGAUUAUUCCUGAAAUCCAAGCUGCAAUAGCCGCCAAUCGAGUGAAAAAGGAAGACCACAGGGUCCCAUGCCCCGGCGGACUCCCAAAAGAAUGUUGGUUGCGGGUAUUGGGGUUUCUCUGCCCUCUUAAAUACCACGGGUAUCACAUCGAAGAUCUGCGACACUUUCUAUCUGUUUUUAUGCUGAAUGUACCAGAGUCAUUCUGGAGCGACCGGUUGAAACUCCGCGGUGAUAUUCUAUUGGAGUUGGAUAAUCUUGGAGACUUUAACGAUGAUUCUCUGGACUGGCAACCCCUGUGUCUGGAUUUGAUGGACUUGAUUUUCGGCAGUCUUCCACGCAGUGGUUUGUCAACUCGUGCACGAGUAUUGCGCAUCAUCAGGGAAAUCCUAGCAGAAUUUUAA
Molecule: messenger RNA, 1077 nt
Organism: Penicillium chermesinum
Lineage: Eukaryota; Fungi; Ascomycota; Eurotiomycetes; Eurotiales; Aspergillaceae
Exons: 2
Coding region: 1-1077 (358 amino acids)
Source: RefSeq, a predicted model, not a curated record